AUGAGUAAACCUCCAAACCAGUUUUAUUCUGUGGAGGUCGGAGAUUCCACAUUCACAAUACUGAAACGCUACCAGCACUUGAGACCUAUUGGCUCUGGAGCACAGGGGAUUGUCUGCGCUGCAUGCGACACACUAACGAACACUAAUGUGGCAAUCAAGAAGCUGAGUCGACCUUUCCAGAACGUCACACACGCAAAGAGAGCCUACAGGGAGUUCGUGCUUAUGAAGCUUGUCAACCACAAGAAC
Candidula unifasciata is the source of this 246-nucleotide messenger RNA. NCBI's taxonomy places the organism in Eukaryota, Metazoa, Mollusca, Gastropoda, Stylommatophora, Geomitridae. The record is from the annotation of a GenBank genome assembly.